This is a messenger RNA of Ostrinia nubilalis (European corn borer), 3522 nucleotides long. Its product is annotated as membrane alanyl aminopeptidase-like. Gene Ontology annotation, molecular function: zinc ion binding; metalloaminopeptidase activity; peptide binding. The transcript has 15 exons. The record is from RefSeq and is a predicted model, not a curated record. Gene Ontology annotation, cellular component: cytoplasm. Lineage: Eukaryota; Metazoa; Arthropoda; Insecta; Lepidoptera; Crambidae. Bases 96 to 3326 code for a protein of 1076 amino acids. Gene Ontology annotation, biological process: peptide catabolic process; proteolysis.
GAUAACUUACAUUAAAUACUCGUACAUUAUUUUUUGCGAGGAGUGGUUGAUUGUACCGGUGUCUGGUAGUGUCGUCGGGGCUUUCCAACGUUGAGAUGGCGACCAUUACCUUCAUAUUACUUGCCGCAGUAUGCAUUGCUGCUCAAGCAUUUCCCCAGAAUCCUCUGCCAUACAAAAACACUAUCUUCGGCGAUGAGAAACUAAAGGGAGAACCUUUUGAAAAUAUUGAUGAUUUCUCUAUUCUCACUCAACUAUCAAGGUCCGAUGGAAACAGUCCCUAUAGACUGCCUACUACGACUAAACCUACACACUACAACUUACUGUGGAUGAUCGAAAUCCCCGAAAACGUCUUCUCGGGUGAGGUGCAAAUCUUACUACACGCAACUCAAGUAGAUGUCAACGAAGUCGUCAUCCAUGCUCAAGAUCUGAAUAUUGAGUCCGUAACAUUGAGAUUAGGAAACUCUGAGGUACCCGUAACGUUCUCUUUGGAGCCAGAAUACGACUUCUUGAGAGUUCAUCUUACGGACACCACACUUGCAUAUAGCAUGACGACUAAUGUCAUUUAUUCGCUUAGUAUUGCUUUUAAUGCUCCUUUGAGAAACGAUAUGGCCGGUCUUUAUCAACACUGGUUUAGAAACAGCGCCAGUGACGCUGUCAAUUGGAUGGCUUCUUCCCAGUUUGCAGCUACGUCAGCUCGCUUCGCUUUUCCUUGCUACGAUGAGCCAAGCUUCAAAGCCACCUUCAGCGUCACAGUCCGGAGGCCCACAGCUUCCCGAAGUUGGUCUGGCAUGAGACUGCAGCAGACCGUUACCACGAAUAUAACAGGCUACGAAGAUGACGUUUUCUAUAUCUCACCAACGAUGUCAACUUACCUUCUGGCUAUAAUAGUCGCAGACUACUCUAGUAUAACACUAUAUGAAGGUGAAAACCUAAUGUACGAGGUUAUAGCCAGACCCGGUGCUAUAGAAUCUGACCAAGGGAGUUACGCUUUUCAAGUUGGACAGGACCUUCUAGCCGCAAUGAGCGACUACACGGCUUUGGACUUCUAUGAUGUCCAUCCGUAUGUUAAGAUGACACACGCAGCUCUUCCAGAUUUCUCUGAUGGAGCUAUGGAAAACUGGGGACUUCUGACCUACAGGGAAGCGUACCUAAUGUACGACGAACAACACACAAACAGUCACUCAAAGCAAAUAAUAGCCUACAUAAUUUCCCACGAAAUAGUCCACAUGUGGUUUGGUAACCUCGUCACUUGUGACUGGUGGGACGCUUUGUGGCUCAACGAAGGUUUCGCUAGAUACUAUCAGUACUACUUGACUGAAUGGGUCGAACCUGAAAUGGGUCUUGGGAGCCGUUUCAUCAACGAACAGGUCCAUACCUCGAUGCUCACUGAUUCCGCUGAUAACCCUCAUCCAUUAACCAACCCUGGAAUUGCCGAUCCCGUUCAAGUGAGAUCUAUGUUCUCCGCAAUCAGUUACAACAAAGGAGCUGCAAUAAUUAGACAAACUGACCAUCUUUUGGGGUUCACUGUUCAUAGGGAUGGCUUAAGAAGAUAUUUGAAUUCACGGUCCUUUAACACUGCUCUGCCUACCCAUCUUUUCCAAGCUCUGCAAAACGAGGCUGUGGCUACUGGUUCAAUUGCUCAGUACGGAGAAGGAUUCAAUGUUAUUGAUUACUAUAGAACUUGGACUGAACAGCCAGGACAUCCCGUACUUAACGUUCAAGUUGACCACCAAACUGGUCAGAUGAUUAUCUAUCAGCGCCGCUUCAACAUCAACAGCGGUUACUCUACAACUAACACUAACUGGAUAGUUCCCAUCACGUUUGCUACGGCCAGUAACCCAGACUUUCAAGAUACUAAGCCAUCUCAUAUCAUCAGAGACGCUAUCACCGUCAUCAACCGCAACAGCAUCGGCGAUGAGUGGGUUAUUUUCAACAAACAACAAACUGGUUUCUACCGAGUCAAUUACGAUGACUACACAUGGAACCUUAUUGUCAUGGCCUUGAGGGGAUUGAGUAGAACCCAAAUCCACGAGCACAAUAGAGCUCAGAUUAUAAACGACGUGUUUCAAUUUGCUCGAUCUGGAAUCAUGAACUACUAUAGAGCUUUCAACAUCAUAUCCUUCCUCGAAAAUGAGACCGAAUACACACCAUGGGUGGCUGCUAUCACUGGCUUCAACUGGAUAAGAAAUAGACUUGUUGGUUCCUCGUACCUUGACCGGCUUGAUGAAAUGAUCGUGCGAUGGGCUACCGCAGUGAUGAAUCACCUGACUUACUAUCCGAUUCCUAACGAAUCGUUCAUGCAGUCGUACUUGCGUUACCAGCUAGCGCCAUUCAUGUGCAACUUAAACCAACUCGGUUGUCGCGAAAUCGCUGUUCUUCAGUUUCAAGCAUUGCGCCAAUCUGGCACAGAAGUUCCAGUGGAUAGCCGUAACUGGGUCUACUGCAAUGCCCUCCGACAAGGAACUGAAGAGGACUUUGAAUUCCUAUGGGAACGAUUCUUAAAUCACAACGUAUACACUGAGAAAAUCCUGCUGCUUCAAUCUUUAGGGUGCACUCCACAUGAGAGUUCUCUGAUCAAGCUGCUUGACGCAAUAAUCGAGGACAACUUCAUCGUGCGACCACAAGACUACACUGCAGCCUUCAGUGCCGCAGUUAAUGGGAAUGAAGGCAACACUCAGAUUGUGCUCCGCUACAUUCAAAGGAACGUCACUGCAGUUGCUCUUGCAUUUGGCUCCACUUUGACACCAAUAAAUUAUGUUACUCCUCUGUCUUACAUCUCAUCAAGACUGAGGAAUAUUCUACAAAUUGAAGAGUAUGAAAACUGGGUCGUCGCUAACAGAGAAGAGUUUGGUACAAGCUACAACUCUAUUUACAGCGGCAUAGAGUCCACCCGCCAGUCGCUACAGUGGGCCGCCGACGUCCAAAAUGACAUAGAGUAUUACUUAAAUGAGGGUGAUGAGACAUACCAGACCAGUACGUCUGCUCCGGUCGUCCCUGAGGAACCAGUUACGGUCACGGCGCCGCAGUUGGUAGAGCCAACCACUCCCGAGUUGCCGGUUGUUGAGACCGAUGAACCUACAACCGUUAUUGAUGAACUUAUCAGCACUGAUGAACCAACGACCACUGAUGAACCAACCGUUACUGAUGAUCCAGCCGUUACCAAUGAUUCAGCCAUUACCGAUGAUUCAGCCGUUACCGACGAACCGUCAUCGGAUGCAACGACGCCUUUAAUAGAAACAACGACUCCGGAAUCAGAUUCAGCUAACACAGCAUUUUUGUCAAUGUUUAUCAUCACCAUUGCUAUAAUAUUAAACGUAACUUUGUAAACAUUUUUCAUUCCUAAGUAGUAAGCUAAUAUUAUAAUAAGAUCAGGCAGUGACAACAAUUCGAGCUUCAGUUGUGGUAUGUAGUGUAUUUUUGGCAAAUGGUGUUUCAGUGAUAAAAAUCAAUGGAUAUUGUUUACCUUAGAUUUAAAACUGAAUGUAUCUGAAUACAUAUAAGUAAGUUAACAAUUUGUUACUG